Drosophila melanogaster (fruit fly) is the source of this 1366-nucleotide messenger RNA. RefSeq lists its product as uncharacterized. Lineage: Eukaryota; Metazoa; Arthropoda; Insecta; Diptera; Drosophilidae. The transcript has 2 exons. Gene Ontology annotation, molecular function: ADP-ribose diphosphatase activity; hydrolase activity; UDP-sugar diphosphatase activity. The record is from RefSeq and is marked reviewed. The coding region runs from base 91 to 729 and encodes 212 amino acids. Gene Ontology annotation, cellular component: cytosol.
CUGAUUGUGGCUACCCACCGCCGGCUGGAGCUUUCGCAGUCAGCUGAUUGCCACUGCCGUGUUUUCGUGCACCAAGUCCACUUUUUCAGCAUGGAGAACGUUUCCAAGAUUUGGCUGGGUCCCCUGCCCCAGGAUUCGCCGUACGUAAAGCCCUUCCGGCUGUACUACGUCCAGAAUGGCGUGGAGAAGAACUGGGACCUGCUGAAGGUCCACGAUAGUGUGGCUAUUAUCUUGUACAACACUUCUCGCCAGAAACUGGUCCUGGUCCGCCAGUUCCGACCCGCCGUCUACCACGGCAUCAUCUCCAGCGCCAAGGGCACCUUCGAUGAGGUGGACCUCAAGGAGUUCCCGCCCGCCAUCGGUGUCACCUUGGAACUGUGCGCCGGCAUCGUGGACAAAAACAAAAGCUGGGUGGAAAUCGCUCGGGAGGAAGUGGUCGAGGAGUGUGGCUACGAUGUGCCCGUGGAACGCAUUGAGGAAGUCAUGGUCUACAGAUCUGGAGUUGGUUCAUCGGGUGCCAAGCAGACCAUGUACUACUGCGAGGUGACCGAUGCGGACAAGGCCACAGGUGGUGGCGGCGUCGACGACGAGAUCAUCGAGGUGGUGGAGCUGUCCCUGGAGGAGGCCAAGCGGAUGAUCCAACAGGGAGCCGUCAACAACAGCCCGCCCAGCUGCCUGAUGGGCCUGAUGUGGUUCUUCGCCAACAGGGCACCCGGUGCGAAGGCCUAGAGGCGAACGCUGUUGCUGUUGAUUCACCCAGAUAAGCGGCGGCCGUGAUAAGAUGAUAAGAUGAUAAGAUGCGUCCGCAUCCGCAGCGUUGCCUUAUACACAUCUUUUAGUCAACACCAACCAUUUCGAAUGCUUUCCAACCGAGCGCAUUGUGAGUGCGCCUAGCGCACACGAUAUAAUACUGAAAUUCCCGUGCCUGUCGAGGCUUACCUUAUGAUAUGUAUACCGUGUAAUAUGUAAUAAACCCUGGCCAGCUGUCCGCUCAUGAAUUCGGUCAAGACGUCUCUCCCACUUCCAUCUCAGCUGCGAGUUCCACUCCCACCGCGGCUGCCAAGUGCAUAAAUCGCCUAUAAAUCAAAAUGCCGCAAGACGCUGCUGCCGCAGAAGCUCCAAACGGGUUCCGCUUUUCUCCGAUCUAAACCUAUCCGAUCCGAUGCGAUGCGAUGGGAUGGGACCUGGUACUGUGGAGGACCCAUACCCAUACCCAUACCCAUCUCAUCCCAUCCGCAGCGAAGCGAAGCUGUGUGCCGUUUUUGGGCCCCUGUCGGGCAGCGUGUUGCUGGGAUCAGGUUACUUAUUUAUACACGGCCAGGGACUUUAGCUUCCAUGAACGCUCCUGGUACUCCUGAUCACAGAG